AUGGCUGCCAUUCAUCCGCAUGUUCAGGGCCCGCAAGACCCCUACCGCCUUCCACCGCCCCCUGGUGCCUAUCGCCCACCAGAUGUUUACGCUCAACCACCUCCGCCCCAAGUGGUCUACCAAGCUGCCGCUCCACGACAGCGGACAGCUAUCGCUUGUCGUUACUGCCGGAGACGGAAGAUUAGGUGCUCGGGAUUCGAAAGUUCUCAGGAUGGGCGUUGCAGUAACUGUAUCCGCUUUAACCAAGAGUGCAUGUUCACGCCAGUUUCCUCCCAGGCGCAAGCUUUUGUUCCUGCACAUGCUGCCUACCCACACCUGAGAAACGCACAGAACCAACCACGUGGCGGUGCCCCGGUAAUGCUUUAUGGUGCCCACGGUCAGCCUUUACCACCCCAACAACAACCUCAAGCUGCACCGGAUGCCACACUUCCCCCGCCGCAGGGAAUGUAUCAGAAUCCCUAUGGAAGCGCACCCCCACCUCUCUCAUCUCAAGAUCCUCGACCUAUUGGCCGUCGCGGCUCCGGCUCUGGAUUCGAGUAUCCUGAUCCAACCAAUCUGGCACCCGUAACGCCGGCAACAUCUGCGCCAGGAUAUCAAGCGCAUUCUGCCUCAAGUCCAUACUAUCCACCGCCACCUCAGCACGAUCGACGUCCUUCUCCGCAGUCGGCGUACCCUUACGAUAAUCGUCACUCCUCGUCUCCCCACAAUUCACCCUAUCCUCCUAUGCACCCUGGUCAAAGCGCAAUGACACCCCCUCCCACUUCUACUCCUGGUAGCUCGUCUCGUGGUGGCCUGAAUGUUCGUGACAUGUUGAAUCCAGGAGACAGCCAGGGCCGUUCCAGCACUGACAGUGAUAUGCUGAAUGCCCUAAACCGGCGGGGCUUGAAUCAGUAA
This is a messenger RNA of Aspergillus pseudonomiae, 894 nucleotides long. Its product is annotated as Zn(II)2Cys6 transcription factor domain-containing protein. The transcript is spliced from 3 exons. Bases 1 to 894 code for a protein of 297 amino acids. Gene Ontology annotation, biological process: regulation of DNA-templated transcription. The record is from RefSeq and is a predicted model, not a curated record. Gene Ontology annotation, molecular function: zinc ion binding; DNA-binding transcription factor activity, RNA polymerase II-specific. Lineage: Eukaryota; Fungi; Ascomycota; Eurotiomycetes; Eurotiales; Aspergillaceae.